GCUGUGAACAUGGUACUCAAAUCGAGCGCGGCAGUUGAAGACUAAUUUUUGCGUUUCUUGAUGAUAUUUAUGUCUUAAUUAAUUUGAAUUUUAAUAUAGCUGACAUUUCUCGUCAUUUUUUAAUAUUACUCUUCGGGCGACAGUUACUCUAGGGCGCCAGGGAGCCGAUAACAGUCAAAAAUCAAAGUUCACAUCCAUUGACAGUGGCAAUUUCUGAAUUUCUGUUUCUAGUUCAGCGGUGAAUUAAAAUUAAAUAUGGGGGGAGGAAUAGUGGCAGGGAAGAUAGCGUUCGUCACAGGUGGGUGGCAACUGGUUGAAGGUAAAAGAGGUGCUGGCAGUGGGAUUGGACGUGCGGUGUGUCAGGUCCUGGCUAGGGAAGGAGCAAAAGUCAUUGCUGCAGAUCAGAAUGGGAUAGCAGCUCAAGAGACUCAAGGCCUCUUGUCAAAUGUUUGGAUUAAUGAUCACAUCUCUGUCACUGUUGAUGUGUCCAUGGCAGAGAGUGUCAACAUGGCUAUCAGUGAUGUCAUCAAACAUUAUUCUAGGCCUCCAUCAGUGGUAGUAAAUUCUGCAGGAAUUACCCGUGAUAACUUCCUCCUUAAGAUGGAUGAAAAGUGGUUUCAGAAAGUUAUAGAUGUCAAUUUGAAGGGUACUUUUCUGGUGGUGCAAACUGCAGUGAAAGCUAUGAUUGAUGCUAAAAUCUCUGAAGGUUCCAUUAUAAAUAUAGCAAGCAUUGUUGGGAAAACUGGCAACAUAGGACAGUGUAACUACUCAGCCAGCAAGGCAGGGGUGGAAGCAUUCACUAAGACAGCAGCCAAGGAAUUCGGACAAUUUGGUAUCCGAUGUAAUGCUGUAGUUCCUGGUUUCAUCAGGAGCCCAAUGACUGAUGCUGUUCCAGAGAAAGUAUUGCAGAAGAUUAUCCCUUUCAUAGCAGUGCGCCGCAUGGGAAAGCCUGAAGAAGUAGCUGAAGUAAUUGCCUUUCUGGCUUCUGACAGAAGUUCCUACAUAAAUGGAGCAUCUAUUGAAGUUACUGGGGGGUAAUGCCUAUGUAGUCUUACUACCUCAUUUGAAAUAAAGAUAUAUAUGUAUUCUGAAAUAAUAUCACUCCGAAGAACUACUCAGGUUCGACUGAAAUAGAACAUUUAAAGAUAGCCACGCACUGUGUACUGUGACUGCUGAUGUAACAGAUGUGCUUCCUAAACGUUUUUGUAUACAUCUCCUAUCGUUCAUUUAUUAUAUCACAGUUAUAUUACAGUCUUCCUUGUCUGAGGUAUAUUUGAUAUAGGCCUUCACAGUGUAUCAGAACUUUGCAUCUAACUGGGCAUAGAGGCCCAUAGGGUUGUGAUACAUCAAGGCUCCCAAAUUUUCUAGACAGUCUGCUCACAGAUGGUGGUGAGGUUGUCAGUCUUAUGCACCGACCAUCCUUUACCCCUAAGAGAAUUCAUGGUACUCAUUUCUGUCAGAGGCUGAGUCGACCCUAGGGCCAUAGUGAGGCUGGAACGAUUAGGUCAGU
Cryptotermes secundus is the source of this 1510-nucleotide messenger RNA. RefSeq names its product estradiol 17-beta-dehydrogenase 8. Lineage: Eukaryota; Metazoa; Arthropoda; Insecta; Blattodea; Kalotermitidae. Bases 256 to 1038 code for a protein of 260 amino acids. Gene Ontology annotation, molecular function: oxidoreductase activity, acting on the CH-OH group of donors, NAD or NADP as acceptor. The record is from RefSeq and is a predicted model, not a curated record. The transcript is spliced from 6 exons.